AUGAUAUUUCCCACGUUGAAACACCCAUCAAACGUCUAUCGUCUGCUGAUCAGUCGUGUCAAGCUUGUAUCGCCAACAUGUCAGCCCAUUUCUACACGGUCUGCCAUCAACAAGGGCCUCAGGAGUGGAAGAGAUGAUUCUGAAAUCAAAAGGGGCGGCCGAGACCGUACCCAAAGGCCUUCUCAGUUUGGGGACAGACCGCGCUCCAGCAGCUUUUCGCGGUCCGAUGCUCCUGGUAGAGCAAGAGAAUCUGGCUUUGCAUCCGGUGGACGCGAAAGAGAUCGACCUGGCUUUAAGCCACGAGACGAUGCGAGAAGCUUUGACAGAGAUCGUCCUGGACGUGACUCUAAGUCGUCAUAUCCCAGGCGUAACGAAGACUCCGAUUCUGGUGGACGUGAUCGAACCCGGUCUGCGUUCAAGCCGCGUGAUGAUGCCAGAAGUUCAACCCGGAACCGCCCUGCACGAGACUUUGGCUCCUACCCUUCACGUGGAAUGAAAGAUGAACCCAAACCAGGAAAUCGUUUUGAAAGAUCUCGUAAAAGAGAAUCUGGCUUUGCAGGUCAGCCUGGAUUUUCGUUCGAAAAGAAAGCUGGCAGCGACUUUGCCACUCACGGACGACGCGGCGACAGAGACAGCCUCAGCUCUUCGAGUCGCGGUUCACGGGACGAACAUGCGCCUCGAGACCGAAGUGAUCGCGAUUCCACUUCUAGCCGUGGUUCUCGUUUCCCUGAUCGUUCAGAUGAAAACAGCUUCGCGUCUCGGAGCCGUGGUGAUGGAGGCGCGAGGUACGGAGACAGCUCUUCCUCAGCAGCUCGGCGGCAAUCAGAUAGCUUCGGUUCGAAAGAUCGUGAUUAUCAGCGUCGUGCUCCUGGAAGCACUGGAGUCAAGCCCAACUUUGCUGAGCGUCGUGAAAGGGAUGAGACUCAUGCGGCAGGGAAGUAUGCGCCUACAGCAGAAAAGGAACCAAACGAGCCGGAAUCGGAACAGGGCGACCGGCCUCGAAAAGGACUCCUCCGCGACAUCAAGUCUGCGUGCAAGUUGAUACAAUCUAUCCAAAAGGCAGAGGCGUCUGGAGAGGAUACCAGCCAGAUGAUCAACAUGACGAAUGCCCUGCUCCGCAGCGUUAACGUUCAUGUUGCAUCUGGUAAUUUUCAGGACGACCCCGCCGAGGCGGUGGCCUCCCUCUUCCAUAAGAAAGCCGCGGAGGGGACUUUCUACGUCAAUUCCGACACAGCUUCUGGAGGUCGAAGCAUCCUUUUCCAAAGAGGCGACGGGAAAAUUGAGUUUGSCGCAAAGAGUAAUGAUUUCGAGGAUCAUGUGGCGGAGGCCCGACCGAGUCGAACUGAACACAGCAGAGAUAGAUCUGAAAGAUUGACGACGGCAAGAGAUGGCAACAGAUCAGGGCAAAACCCUUCUAGCAGAGAGACAAGAAACUUUGCAUCCUCCGAAGCUGGCCCUGAAGAUGACGGUAUUCCAAUCUCAGUCCCUUUCACCACCGCUGCGAGCGAGUUUCUCUAUGGGUCCAAUGCUGUCUUGGCAGCACUGCGAGGCAAGCGAAGGAAGCUCUAUCACCUUUACGUGCACCCCAAGAUCUUUGAGCGGGAAUCUGGAAUGGAGGCAGACAAAAAGUCAAGAUACGCAAAGCCUGCACAUGAGUUCGUCGCAUUGGCCAAGGAAGCAAACGUCCCGUUCCGCAAUGAGUUCAGGACACAUUUGUUGGACAAAAUGUCAGAUGGGCGACCACACAACGGCGUUGUUCUGGAAGUCUCGAAGCUGCCCGCGCCGCCUGUCCUUGGUCUCGGCAAGCAUGACGCACGGAGAGCAAUCAUCCCCGUUACUGUUGCUCCACAAAGUGCAGAAGAUGUUGCUGUCAACGGAAACUCCGAAACCAUUGCCGUCACUGCGAACAGCUGGCGUCACCCCUUCAUUGUUAUGCUAGAUGGUAUCAUCGACCCCGGCAACGUAGGAAACAUUCUCCGAACCUGCCACUUCUAUGGAGUAGACGCCGUCGUAGUCGCCACAAAUACCUGCGCGAAUCUCUCCUCCGCCGUCUUGGCGAAAGCUUCCUCCGGUGCAUGCGAAGCUGUUCGCAUCCUAGCUCUCCCACAGCCUUCCAACUUUGUCCACGAUUCCGCAAAGGCGGGCUGGAAGAUCUACGCUGCUGUGGCGCCUGUUACGGGUAGACAGGGCAAGGAUGCCAAACCACAGCUCACCACGGCUACCGUAGCUGCUGCGAGUCCAUUGGUCGACCAUCCCUGCAUUCUCAUGCUUGGUGCCGAAGGCGAAGGUCUGAGGGAGAAUCUGAAGAACCGCGCGAAUGCUUUCGUGUCUAUCGCAAGAGGACAGCAGUUGAACGAUUCGCCCGAUGUUGGGGUUGACAGUAUGAAUGUCAGUGUUGCUGCUGGAGUUUUGCUCGAGUCUUUCUUGAGGAAGCCGGAGGGUGCUCCUGAAAAGAGGGAUAGUACUGGGGAGUUGGGAUUCUAG
Messenger RNA from Ramularia collo-cygni, 2484 nucleotides. RefSeq lists its product as uncharacterized. NCBI's taxonomy places the organism in Eukaryota, Fungi, Ascomycota, Dothideomycetes, Mycosphaerellales, Mycosphaerellaceae. The transcript has a single exon. Bases 1 to 2484 code for a protein of 827 amino acids. Gene Ontology annotation, molecular function: RNA binding; RNA methyltransferase activity. Gene Ontology annotation, cellular component: mitochondrion. Gene Ontology annotation, biological process: rRNA methylation. The record is from RefSeq and is a predicted model, not a curated record.